UGCGAUCGAGUUGCACGAACGGUACCCCCGUUCGAAUCUUCGUUGAUGAGAACUUCGUUGCGCGAGCACGCCGAAGUCGCUGAAACCAGACGAUCUUCACGAGAGCAACAAUUCGCGACGCAACAUCGUCAUUCUUGACAGGCACGAAAAUCUGUUGCGUGUAACUCUUUCUGUCAUCAACACCACCGGUGAACACCCACAAACGUUCCUAUCUGGCUGCGUUCGGAAACAUCACUCGGCGGGUAGAGUUGAGUGAACUGGUAGUGGGGGCAAGGUGUACUCCAGGUGCGACUAGUUUCCGAACGGCAAAUAAGAUGGCGGACACAAGGCGAAAAAACAUUAUUGUAGCCUGCGUCGUAUCUGAACAGAAAUUAAGAGUUUUAAAUAUAUUACAUUCAGAAAGUAGUGAUGACGAGAUAACAAAUAGAAUAAUUGAAGAAGCAAAUCUUGUCGAAGCCCAAAUAAGAUUUGGUAAUCGAGGCUACCAUAAAGUCAGAGAACAACUAUAUGUUAACGAAAUUAUACCAAGAUUUAGUAAUGAAGUGUUCCGUCAACAUUUUCGUAUGACGAGAACAACUUACGAAAAUCUCGAGCAACGGUUAACUUCGGCAUUGACAAAAAUAGAAAAAGAAGGAAGACCAAUGAUCCCAGUUCGAAAUCAACUCUUAUCAGUCAUUUGGCUUUUGGCAACUCCAGAUUCCUUUCGAUCUGUUGCAGAUCGUUUCAAUAUGGCAAAAUCGAUUCUACACGAUUCUUUCCGUAGAGUUGUCUAUGCUUUAAAUGACAUAGCAGAUAGUGUUAUUGUGUGGCCAGAAGGAGACAGAUUGACUGCUGUAAAGAAAAGAUUUAGUGAAAUUGGUGUUCUUCCAGAUGUCAUAGGAGUUAUCGAUGGCACGCACAUACCUAUCCUUGCACCAUAUCUUAAUUCUGAAUCAUAUAGAACCAGGAAAUGCCAACACGCUCUUACUUUGCAAGCUGUUUGCAACGCAGACUUGGUAUUUAUAGAUUGCUUUGUGGGAUUUGCAGGUUCUGUGCAUGAUAGUAGGGUAUUUAGAAACUCAGAUUUGUGGAUGUCUGUACAAGAAAAUCGUGCAAAAUUCUUUCCAGGAAAUGAAUAUAUUAUUGGUGAUAAAGCUUACCCAGUACUAUCUUGGUGUAUUCCACCUUAUAUAAAUAAAGGAAACUUGACAGAGGUUCAAGUCAACUUUAACACAAAAUUGUCAAAAAUGAGACAAGUAGUGGAAAGAGCAUUCGCUUUGCUAAAAGGGAGAUUUCGAAGAUUGAAAUAUUUGCACAUGAGCGCAGCAGAUCUGAUUCCUUAUGUAAUAUUAGCUUGUUGUGUGCUGCACAAUCUGUGUCUUGAAGAAUAUAAUGAUAGAAUAGACGAUUUUAUUGAAGAAGAAAGAAAUCAACUUGAUAGAAGAAAUGAUACUGUACAAAAUCAGAGACUGGAUUGUGAACUUGAGGAAGAAAUUUACAACGAUGCUCAGGGUCCAGCAAAACGUAAUUACUUAGCAGCAUUGAUAGCUUGAAUGCAGUCUCGAAGCAAGAACUAUAUUUUUUUGUAAUAAUAUAUAAAAUAAUAAGUGUAUGUAUAUAAUAUAAGUAUGUAUAUAUACAAGCUGUAUAAAUCCUUAACUACUAAGUUUUCAAUAGUAUACUUAUUGU
Pseudomyrmex gracilis is the source of this 1668-nucleotide messenger RNA. RefSeq names its product protein ANTAGONIST OF LIKE HETEROCHROMATIN PROTEIN 1-like. The transcript is spliced from 4 exons. The record is from RefSeq and is a predicted model, not a curated record. The coding region runs from base 315 to 1532 and encodes 405 amino acids. Lineage: Eukaryota; Metazoa; Arthropoda; Insecta; Hymenoptera; Formicidae.